CCAUCAACCAGAUAGAUACCAGUUGUUCAGCAAGACUUCACAAUGGGCGAGUAACAGAUACGAAGGCCUGGAAAUCCAAAAAUGGACAUCAAACCUAAGUCAAAGAUUUCAGCAUCAAGGAAACUUUCUCUAAAGAUAAUGCUUCUUAACAGAGCAAUGGAGGAUUUGGAAAACGAGAAACAGGACAGGGAUGAAGAGAAAAAUCGCUACCUCACAGAAAAACACCCUUCUUUGCAGUUUUCUGGACUCUCUCUGGAGGAGUUACAGAAUCUGUGUAAGCAGCUCUACGCAAAAAUCGAUGUAGUAGAUGCGGAGAGGUACGGCUAUGAGGAUAAAGUCAUCAAGCACAACAAAGAUAUCAAUGAACUUAAGCUGAAAGUUCAGGAUCUAGGGGGGAAGUUCAAGAAACCCGCCCUGAGGAAGGUGCGCGUGUCUGCGGAUGAGAUGAUGAGGGCUUUGCUGGGCUCCAAACACAAAGGCUCCAUGGACCUCCGUGCAAAUCUGAAGUCGGUCAAGAAGGAGGAUAUAAAGCAAGAAAAGGUCUUGACCAGUGAAGUAGGUGACUGGCGUAAGAAUGUGGAAGCCAUGUCUGGCAUGGAGGGAAGAAAGAAGAUGUUCGAUGCUUAAAAGACGUCUAAUUGCUGUCCAAACACAGCUCUAGAGUAUAGGCUAAAACGAGGCACAAUUUGGGAUGUCAGUGAAAAUGUAAUAGAGGUCUAACCAUAGCCCAAGAAUAGAUGCACAGGCUACGCAUUAAACAUGUCAAAGAAAUGAAACCA
This is a messenger RNA of Rhinichthys klamathensis goyatoka, 779 nucleotides long. RefSeq names its product troponin I, skeletal, slow d (gene tnni1d). Bases 82 to 627 code for a protein of 181 amino acids. The record is from RefSeq and is a predicted model, not a curated record. NCBI's taxonomy places the organism in Eukaryota, Metazoa, Chordata, Actinopteri, Cypriniformes, Leuciscidae. Gene Ontology annotation, cellular component: troponin complex. Gene Ontology annotation, biological process: muscle contraction. The transcript is spliced from 8 exons.